AUGUGGAGGUUACAGAAUCAGAACCAGCCUGUAAGAGAGACUACAGCUGGCCCUGUUCCCCCCAGAGCCCCCUGUCUCUCCCUGGACUACAUCCUGAGGAUUUACUGCACACAGGACACACCACAAGCCCUGAAGGAGGUGUUGGAGUUGGAGAGGAGUCUAGGAGGGGUGUUGCUGGAGGACCCUAUACCCCUGUUGUUUAAAGACAGCUACCACAACCUGCGUCUGUCCAUCCAUGACAUCCCUCACUCACACUGGAGGAGCAAACUACUGGCCAAGUACCAGGAGAUUCCGUUCGACCAUAUCUGGAGUGGUAGUCAGAGACCCCUCCACUGUACCUUCAGCCUAGAGAGAGGCAGCCUGGCCGUGUCUCAGCUCACCUGUAAGAUCUGUGUCAGGCAGGUGGAAGGAGAGGGACAGAUCUUCCAGCUGCACACAGACAUACAGGAGACCCUCCCGCCCUGCUCCCCGCUCCCCUCCGGGGGUACCUGCCUGCCCUCCUCCCAGGUGGGGCCCUAUGCCUUCCAUCUGCCCCCCUCCAUACGACAGAAGAUCUGUGCCAGUCUGGACGCCCCCAGCGCCCGCGGCUGUGACUGGAGACUGCUGGCUCACAGCCUGGACUUCGACAGGUAUCUAAACUACUUUGCAACAAAGCCCAGCCCCACAGCUGUUCUGUUGGACCUAUGGGAGGCCUGUCACCAAGGUGACGCGGACCUGGUGUCCCUGGCGACAGCUCUCGAGGAGAUGGGCAAAAGUGAGAUGCUGGUUGUCAUGACGACAGACGGGGACUGCUGAUUAGUCAGGUGGGAAAAGGAGAGCGAGGAAAAAAGUGGGGAAGAAUCUCACUUAAAAAUAGAAAGAUAAAUACACCAAUACUUGCCUCUGGAUUAGCACAAGGAGACCCAGUACACACCGUCAUCAGCCUCCCUAUGCCCAACACACUCACCCCAGCCUGGGAUAGCUCUGCUACCCGCUGCCCAGGCUCACCUUGAGGCCUGCCUCCCUCUCCUGAAGGUGUAAAGUAUGUUGUGUGAAUUGUUUUGUUUUAACAGAUCAGAAACAAGCUGUUUAUUUAUACAUAAACAACCACUGCUUGAAGACCUUCAAAAAUAGAAUGCCAAGCACUCAUGCAAUCAAAGUGUGCACGCGCACGCGCACACACACACACACACACACACACACACACACACACACACACACACACACACACACACACACACACACACACACACACACACACACAGUAAGCGGCAGAUCUUUCUGUCUCAAACCCCUCAGGCUUCGGAUAUGCGGACAGACCAAAGACAGAGUCACAGACACAGUUACAGACAGAUACAGAGAGUCACAGACACACGGACGCUGGACACAGACGAACGCUGCUUUCCCUUUUACAACGACGCAGUCUUCAAUCUCUUGUAACGAUCGUUAUAACAAUCUUUUAUGAUGUUUUUUGUUUUUUUUACUUACAAGACAACAAACAAUCAUAUCAGGAAUUAUUCUCUCUAACCCAACGUUGAUUUUCCGUUUUUUAUUUCAUUCGUUUUGGGGAUCGAAUGGGGGAAAGAUGCUCUGUGUUCUUGCGAUCUACAGUAGCAGAGGGUUGGUGUUAAACUAUGUGGGUCUUGGGAUGGAUGGGGUGUGUGACUGACUAUCUGGUCCCCAGGUCUCUGUCUAGACAUACUAAACAUAUUAUAAUCCUCACUAUAAGACAUUCUAAAGUCUUGUACAUGCUAAUGUGUGGGUGGGUUGUCAGUCUAGACUGAUUGAUUCUUGAUACAAACGAACACCUCAAAGCCUUGGCAUAUCAUUGGCUGUGUCCCAAAUGGCACCC
Messenger RNA from Coregonus clupeaformis (lake whitefish), 1831 nucleotides. RefSeq names its product netrin receptor UNC5B-b-like. Bases 1 to 795 code for a protein of 264 amino acids. The record is from RefSeq and is a predicted model, not a curated record. Gene Ontology annotation, biological process: anterior/posterior axon guidance; netrin-activated signaling pathway. The transcript has 6 exons. Gene Ontology annotation, molecular function: protein binding; netrin receptor activity. NCBI's taxonomy places the organism in Eukaryota, Metazoa, Chordata, Actinopteri, Salmoniformes, Salmonidae. Gene Ontology annotation, cellular component: membrane.